Molecule: messenger RNA, 3209 nt
Organism: Sardina pilchardus (European sardine)
Lineage: Eukaryota; Metazoa; Chordata; Actinopteri; Clupeiformes; Clupeidae
Gene: l2hgdh
Product: L-2-hydroxyglutarate dehydrogenase
Exons: 10
Coding region: 382-1515 (377 amino acids)
Molecular function (GO): (S)-2-hydroxyglutarate dehydrogenase activity
Source: RefSeq, a predicted model, not a curated record
AAUCCACCGUUGUGUGUGUGUUAGCUAAUCGCUUAGCUGUCUAUCUUACUUGAGGGUCAGCUAAGGAGAGGCGUAAAUGUCUCGUAUGACGUUACUGAUUAGGUGCGAUUUAUUCACAGAAUGAUUGUAAGACAUAUAGCAUUAUCCCUUUGUAUUCUGGAAAAAUGAUACGAAUGCUGUCCAGUGUCUCGGCUGGGACUGUCUUACUGGCCAGACAGCCAAAGUUCGUUGAGCUCGCUGUCAGACACCAACACACUGGCUCAUACGAUGUGGCGGUGGUUGGUGGAGGCAUCGUGGGUUUGGCCUCGGCACGGGAGCUGACCCUUAGACACCCAACAUUAAGCUUUGCUCUGCUGGAGAAGGAGAAAGAGCUCUGUAACGAUGCACCAGAGUGGUCACAACAGUGGAGUCAUCCACAGCGGCAUCUACUACACACCGGGCUCUCUGAAAGCCAGACUGUGUGUGAAGGGGGCCACCAUGGCCUAUGAGUACUGCGAGAAGAAGAACAUCCCCUACAAGAGGUGUGGGAAGCUGAUUGUAGCUACGGAGCGUGAGGAGAUUCCCCGUCUGAAGGCUCUGUAUGAGCGAGGCAUGAAGAACAAUGUCCGAGACUUGACCAUUGUCGACGCCAAAGGCAUCAGAGAGAGAGAACCAUUCUGCAGGGGUAUAAUGGCUCUGGACUCACCCUACACUGGCAUAGUGGACUGGCGGAAAGUUGCCCUCAGGUAUGGGCAGGAUUUUAAAGAGGCAGGGGGAACCGUGGCAACUGAGUUUGAGGCGUCUGACAUCACUGUGGUGAGGGAGAGUCCAGCCAGGAGCCCGGAAGGUCUUAAAUACCCCAUUGUUAUUAGAAGCUCCAAGGGUGAUGAGGUGCAUUGUCGUUAUGUGUUGACUUGUGGGGGUCUGUACUCUGACCGGCUGUCCCAGAUCUCGGGCUGUAGUCCUGAGCCCCGUAUCGUGCCCUUCAGGGGGGACUACCUGGUGCUCAAGCCAGAGAAACGCUACCUCGUGCGGGGAAACAUCUAUCCGGUGCCAGAUCCUCGUUUCCCAUUCCUGGGAGUUCACUUCACCCCCCGUAUGGAUGGCGGUGUGUGGCUGGGUCCCAAUGCCGUCCUGGCUUUCAAACGUGAAGGCUACCAGCUAUACGACCUCAAUGUCAGGGACCUCACAGACGCGCUAUCUUUUAGAGGUUUGCAGAAGCUGGUGAUGAAGAACAUAACCUAUGGUUUGGGUGAAAUGUUCAGAGGCGUGUUCAUAGGAGCACAGGUGAAGAUCCUGCAGAAGUUUAUCCCUGAGCUCUCUCUAAGUGAUGUAGUCAGGGGUCCAUCUGGAGUACGGGCACAGGCUCUGGACAAAGAUGGGAACCUGGUGGACGACUUUGUGUUUGACGGGGGCACGGGGGAGAUUGGCAGUCGGGUGCUGCACGUGCGCAAUGCCCCCUCACCUGCUGCCACCUCCUCACUCGCUAUUGCCGAAAUGGUCGCUGAUGAGGCCGAGAAACGUUUUACCCUCUGACACACACACACACACACACACACUCAAGAAAUACCCAAAAGCACACACACACACACACACACACACACACACACACACACAACAUACAGGUGCGGUGGUUGGUGGACACUGACGGAGGGCACGAACAAUGUGCCUCUACAGCAUAUCGCCCAAUUACCGUGCAGUGCGACUCUACUGGAUUAUGUCAGGCAGGCCGGUUGUCCCAUUUGCAUAGUGGGCCCCGUCCCAGCUUUCCGCUAGCCCACUUCUCCACUGACGCCUGACCUCAACUUAGUCCUCACUCACUCUCUCCUUUCCAUACCAUGUCACCCUAUAGGCCAGGCCCCGCAUCGCUGCCUUCCAUAUUCCUUUCACCUGUGGCCCGAUCCCAUUACACUCGCAUUACAUUUGUCUUUACCAUCGGCUUGGUUUCCACCGUGCCUCUGCAGUGCUGAUCUCACCGACGUCUGGAUGGGAGCCAGCCGACACCCUACAGUAUGUAGCCUACUUCAGGUCCGUCUAUACGGUGUUUACAUGGAUCAGUUCUCUUGAAAGGCCAGAACGAAUGGGAGAACAAGUAGAGGAAUCGUCCCUAUCAUGAUUGGGAUUGGGUUCUGCUGUGUCUGUCUGGGCUUUGACAGACAACCAUGACGGAUGCUGCUGAGGCUUGGCAAAUGUAACCCCAGAACUUAAUUGACUCUGUCGAUUAAUUGGGAACCAAGCCAUGCUGUUGAGUAAAUGGUCUUUUGUGCAUGAUGUGCCUAUAGAUGAGUUCUUGUCGAGAUGAGUUGCAAUUUUUUAAAACUUUUUUAAAAACGCUUUUUCAUGCUUUCAGUUUGACAGAUUCAGAACAAAUUACACACUGCUAUAUUGGCUGUAUUUUAAGCAUGUGUAAAGGUUCUACCCCUCUGGGUCUGCUUGGUACUUCAAUCCCCAUGCCGCUGAUGUUCUGCAUUUAAACUAAGCUGAGUUAUUUAACAUCAUAAAUCUACAGCUGGGCGUCAUUUUCUUGGCUCAACAACAAAAUCAACAAAACGUGCUGUAACAGAGCUAAAAUGAUCUUUAUUGUUCUUUGAAAAGAUGUAAUCUAUCAUUACUUUGUACUGAUGUGUAAAUCCAUGUGGUUCCACGAGCCCACACAUCUUUACAACAGUGACCACUAUAAGAGAAGUGGAACACAAAUAAGAGGAAUGUGUAGGAAGUGGGAAAUAUUUAGAUUUUUCACCAAAGAUAUUUGAAGAUCUGUUAUUAUGUGACGUUAUGUGAAGCGACAUUGAGUAUCUAGAAAGGUGCUAUAUAAUACAAAUGUAUUACAAUUAUUAUUAUUAUUAUUAUUAUUAUUAUUAUUAUUAUUAAAAAUAUGAAUACUCUUUCUCCUGUACAUUGAGACGUUGAUUCUGAGAAACACUAUUUUCAAAAUAUGAAUAAUAAUUAUUAUAUAAAGAAUCAAGUUUUUAAAGCUUUUGUCAUGGUAUGGUAAUGGUAAUUGUUAAAUUGUCACAAUUCCAUAACAAUUUGAAAUACUGCCAGCAAUCGGCAUUAAUGGCUUUAAUGUGUUAAAUGACAAAAAAAAAGUGCACAUAUAUGUUUAUACUGUAUUCUGACUGCAAUGUAUAUGUGUAUGGUUACAUGGAGAAGAAAGUAGAUUUGAUUUUGUGCCGUUUAUUUUGGGUUUUUUAAUGCUCAAAAUAAAAUAAAAUACCUAUUAUGUGCUA